GUACUUAGCAAUCUCUCAAAAGAUGGCACAAAGCUGUCCUUUCCUGGAUAUUUGUGAGUCUGACUUCAGGCCUCUGGUAGUAAUUGAGCUUGCCAAAAGUGCCAAAGCGGAAACUAUAGAAUGGUUCACUAAAAGAAUUGUGGACAAAAAAGCAAAGGGAGGUGCACAACUGCUGGUUAAACCAUUGCUCACAGAAAAAGAAGGUGAAAAUAUAUAUCUAGUUGGAGCUUCCCACUUAAGGCUGUUGCUGGGAGCUGAAACUGUGGGUUUGGUGAAGGAAUGUAAUGAUAACUCAAUGAGAACUUUUACAUAUAGCAGCAGAAAAACUUUCAAAGAUUUUGCAGAUGACAAUCACGAAUUUCUUACAAUGGCAGAAUGUCAGUAUAUCAUCAAACAUGAACUCGAAAAUUUGAGAGCUAAAGAUGAAAAAAUGAUCCCUGGAUAUCCUCAGGCAAAGCUGUAUCCAGGAAAAUCAAUUGUGAGAAGAUUAUUGACCAGUGGUAUUCUAGUUCAGAUUUUCCCACUGCAGGAUAGAGAAGAGUUGAAAAAGCUCUGUCACAGCUGGUAUGGUCGAGUGAAAGUUGGCUAUCAACCAUUAGAUGAGAUACGCUGCUACUUCGGUGAAACCAUUGCACUCUACUUUGCCUUCUUAGAGUAUUUCACAUUUGCUUUGAUCCCAAUGGCUGUUAUUGGGAUUCCUUAUUAUGUGUUUGCAUGGGAAGACUAUGACAAAUACGUGAUGUUUGCCACAUUCAACCUUCUCUGGUCCACUGUGAUACUGGAAGUUUGGAAGCGGAUUUGUGCCACCAUAACAUACCGUUGGGGGACGCUGCUGAUGAAACGCCAAUUUGAAGAACCAAGACCAGGCUUCCAUGGCAUCCUGGGUAUUAAUCCCAUCACUGGGAGGGAGGAACCAGUGUACUCAAGUAUUAAGAGACAGCUACGGAUUUAUCUGGUGUCCUUACCAUUUGUGUGCCUUUGCCUCUACUUCUCACUGUAUGUGAUGAUGAUGUACUUUGAUUUGGAAGAAUGGGCUCUGGAUUAUCAUGAGGAGAAUGACUCUAACUUCAGCAGCUUGAUGCUGUUUGUGCCCAGUAUCAUAUAUGCUGUUGUGAUUGAAAUUAUGAACCGUAUCUAUCGGUAUGCUGCUGAAUUCUUAACAUCAUGGGAAAAUCACAGGCUGGAAUCUUCAUAUCAAAAUCAUUUAAUUCUGAAAGUUUUAGUGUUCAACUUCUUAAAUUGUUUUGCAUCUCUCUUCUACAUUGCCUUUGUGCUGUUUGAUAUGCACCUUUUGAGGCAGAGCUUGGCCACUUUGCUGAUAACUUCGCAGAUCCUCAAUCAGUUGUCAGAGUCCUUGCUUCCUUACUGGCUCCGAAAGAGGUAUAACAAGAGGAUGAAGGAACGCCUGUGUUCUCCGAAAAUUGAUAAAGACCUGUCAUUAGUUGAACAAGUCAACUUGGAGAAAGAAAUGGGCACCUAUUGUGGAACUUUUGAUGACUAUCUGGAGUUGUUCUUACAGUUUGGCUAUGUGAGUCUUUUUUCAUGUGUUUAUCCACUGGCAGCUGUCUUUGCAGUGUUAAACAACAUCACCGAAAUAUAUUCUGAUGCCUUAAAGAUGUGUAAUGUUUACAAGCGUCCAUUUGCAGAACCCACAGCAAAUAUUGGUGUUUGGCAGCUGGCUUUUGAAACUAUGAGUGUAAUAUCCGUUGUUACUAAUUGCGUACUGAUUGGAAUGUCUCCACAAGUGAAUGCCCUUUUCCCAGACUCAAAAAUGGAACAUAUUCUGACUGUGGCAUUGGUAGAGCACUUGCUAUUGGCAAUAAAGUUUACCAUUACAUUUGUAAUUCCGGAUAAACCACGAGAUAUCCAGACAAAACUAGCCAAAUUGGAAUUUGAAUCUCUAGAGGCUCUCAAACAACAGCAAAUGAAGCUUGUGGCUGAGUCACUGAAGGAGUAAACAUGAAGGAAUGAGGAUGACUAAAGCAGUCACAUGUGGAUGCCAGCACCACUUCGGCGUUUGUUUAUGAGGAUGUGUCGCUCUCAGAGCAUGCACUCACCAUCUAAUGAGUAGGUGGCACCUGCCUAUGGGACAGUUUGUAAAUAUUCUUUGCCUGACACUGUGAAAAAAAAGGUAUUUUCUCCUGCUCCCUUUCUUAUAUGCAACCAUUAGUGAAAUUAACACCAAAUAAAGGACUCCAGCUUACACUGCAUCUGGUUGAGAUCUGCCAGGCUCACUGUGCUUCAAGUGAUUGAAACCAGAUCCUGUGAGUAAUCAUCCAGAAGCUCUCUAGAGUUUUCAACUGCAACUUUGUAAAAAGAAAAAAAUCCAAGAAGGUUGACUAGUAUUUAAUUCAGUGUAUUGUCCUUUUGGGUUUACUGCCCCUUUUGUUCAUUUAUUACAAUAGCUUAUCAGUCCUGUAUUAUUUCAGACUUAUUAGCUGCUGUUUGCACUUGCAAAUUAAUUUAAAUAUUUUUUACAUCACAUAAUGAAAUACAUGUUGGUUCCUUGUAUGAUAUAAGAAGUAGUGGAACAUAACUAUUAUAAAGUAUGCAUUAUACACCCCUGUGUGUUAGCUAUCUAAAUAAAGCUCAGCAAAAACCUUUUCAGAAGCUGGGUAGAACAUAUUCAGUGGGAAGCAGAUUGCUGUUCAGUAAUUUAUGAAUUGUAUUUAUUUUUUAAUUUACACUAGGUUUUGGUAUCAUUUCCCUGAAUUUUGAACUGCAGUAUUGUAUGAAUGCAUCUGCUGGUUAAAUGAACUUAUAGUAACAGACCAGUUAAACUUGGCCCUUGAUAUACCAGUACUUGUGUAUGUAGUGCAUAUCUGACUUUGUUCCUUGGUUUUCACAAAGUAGUUUUCCUAAUGUUUCAUAGUUUUCUGACAGCAGCAGGACCAAAAUCUACAGUGUUUGCUCCUGUGACCUUGAGACAGUUUAUUUUCCCAUGCUGUGACCUUCAUCUUUGGUAGAUGUGGCUUACUUCUGUGCAAUAGUAGAGUUCUGUUUGGAAAAAUCUGCUGUUACAAUAAUAAAGAUAUUUGCCAACUUUGUACAUUUCAGAUUCCUGCCACGGCAGUGAUCUAACUAAGCCAGAAUAAUGUAUUCUGGCUGGUGUUUAAAAUUAGUGUUUCUCAGACUCUUCAAGCAUGACCCAGUAAGGAAUGACUCCAUUCCUUUGGGAAGAGGAGUAAAUCCAUGCCACAGCUCUGUUCUUGCCCCACACUGUGCGUCCCCACACUGCUGCUAUUUCAAGGGGUACCUCAGGACUGCUGCUCUUUCACAGCCUGUUCCUCGAGCCAUGGCAGGGAUCUCUAGGAGAGCACAUCUCCCUUCCUGCAGCACUGUAGAGAUCCCAGACCUGAAGCUGUUCUGAGGAGAGGAGCAGCAUGUUCUCCAUGAAAGCUCCUCAGCGUUGCAGUUUCUUGCCCACUUCAUCUGAAGUAGCUUCACAUUUGCUCAAGUUUUGUUCGUGCUGCUUAGUCUGUGUUUGAGUGAACACUUCAGGAGAGGAGAAAUCUGUGGGAAGGGUUCCUGGUGGAAUAUGUUCUUGUGAGCUUGUUAGAGCCAUUCUGAAGGGAUUCUGCUGGUCUGCUAAUUUGUGCUGGUUUGUGAGUGUAAAGCUGGUGUGCUUUGCUGAUGGCAGCUGUACCUGAAAUGAUUUUCUGAGAUGGGUUAGAAAAGGAAAAAGGGUAGAUAUUUGCAAAUUGACUUUGUGGUUGUCCUUGAGGUCCUUCCAUUCUCCUAUUUUCUGUAGACUAACAGGAAAAUCUAUAGUAAGGUUUAAGUACCUGGUGACAUAAUGAACCUUAGCUGUUGCCCUUGCCUGGGGCAAAUCCCUUCACUUCCAUUUGGUUUCCUUGUCUAUGAAUGGGGAUAAUACUGUUGUUUAUGUGGAUUCUCCUCCUAAAUCUAGUGGGUAUGGAGGAAUAUGUCCUUCCACAGCUUGAGUCAGCAAUAUGGGAAUUCUUUGUUUUAUUGUUAGUUUGCACUGGAUACGGGGAGAAUUCUUGGUUUAGAGCAAAAACAGAUGCUACUGUCAGAGGGGUGUUUCUGUCCUGGAGAGUGUACACUUUUGAGCUUGCUGAGGAAUAUUACUUGUAUAUUGCUGUAUAACAUUUUGUCACUGAACUGAAAUUUAUCUUCCUCUGUACACUACUCUGUCCUUUCACUGGGCUGCGUGUAUGUGUUUCUGUGUUUUAUACUUUUUAGUAUUGGUUUGAUCCUGGCUUUUGGUUUUUACAUUCAUGGUAUCAUCUAUUUUCAUUUCUCAUUUGAGAGAAAAAUUGUUUCUGGCUGUGCUUCUGUCUCUACAUGUUUUUCUUUCUGCUGCUUUCUUUCACUCUGUAAAAACUGUGGGAUUCCAGGGAUGAAACUUCCAGACAAAAAUCUGUUUUCAGAUGAAAAUAUUAGGAAGAAUAAAUAAGAGAUUUACCAUAA
Messenger RNA from Neopsephotus bourkii (Bourke's parrot), 4434 nucleotides. It is a transcript of the gene ANO10, whose product is annotated as anoctamin 10. Bases 23 to 1957 code for a protein of 644 amino acids. Lineage: Eukaryota; Metazoa; Chordata; Aves; Psittaciformes; Psittacidae. The record is from RefSeq and is a predicted model, not a curated record. Gene Ontology annotation, molecular function: chloride channel activity. Gene Ontology annotation, biological process: chloride transmembrane transport. The transcript has 12 exons. Gene Ontology annotation, cellular component: plasma membrane.